Ananas comosus (pineapple) is the source of this 7003-nucleotide messenger RNA. RefSeq lists its product as uncharacterized. Bases 1 to 6651 code for a protein of 2216 amino acids. NCBI's taxonomy places the organism in Eukaryota, Viridiplantae, Streptophyta, Magnoliopsida, Poales, Bromeliaceae. Gene Ontology annotation, biological process: defense response to other organism. The transcript is spliced from 6 exons. Gene Ontology annotation, molecular function: ADP binding. The record is from RefSeq and is a predicted model, not a curated record.
AUGGCUGCAGGCUUUGUAUCUUCCAUCAUCAAGUGGACAGCCGAAAAAUUUUCUUCUUUGAUUCCUGCACAGACGGCCGGUUGUUCAACAUCCGAACCUUGCACUCGCGCCAGUGAAGACUUCGAGAUGCUGCAGAAGACGAUGCUGUCGAUCCAAGAAGUGCUCGAGAACACGGAAGAGAAGGACAUGCAGAGUUUCUCCGAAAAACUCCGCCUAAAGGAGCUGAGUGGAGCCGCUCGCGACGCCGAAGACGUGCUCGAAGAGUAUGAGUACGAAGUGCUGCAAGCAAAAGUCAUAGCUCGGAGACAAGCAGGCAGUGGCCGAAAGCGCAAGUUCGAGGAGGUAUGUGAAACCGGCACUGAUGAUAUUCCUGUACUAGUUCCCGUUCCGAAUGAUUUAAUAAUUAGAAUGAAGGAAAUCAAGAAGAGGUUUGAGACGAUCACGAAGGAAUGGGACACUCUCCGUCUGAGAGAAAGCGACGGGCCUCGGCGGCGUGAUGAUCACGCAUGGACGCCAAAGCCAACUAGCUCCCUUCUACAUGAGCCUAAUGUUCAUGGGAGGGAGAAAGAUAAGGAGCAUAUAAUACAAAUGCUUCUCGCAGACCAUGAGAAUAGCAGGAAUUCGGUUUCCGUCUUACCUAUAGUUGGAAUGGGGGGGAUCGGUAAGACUACGCUCGCACAGCUUGUGUACAACGAUCCUAGAGUGUCUCAUCGCUUUCGACAAAAGGGGUGGGUCUGUGUAUCCGAAAAUUUUGAUGUGCUAGAGUUAGCAAGAAAGAUUUACACCUCGAUCACUAAAAGAAGUUGCUACUACACUGAACUAAACGAGAUUGUGGAUGCUCUUAGGGAAGAAUUGAUGGGCAAGAGGUUCUUACUAGUGCUCGAUGAUGUCUGGAAUGACAACCCGAAUCUCUGGACUCCGCUGAGAGACUUCCUCUUUGCUCUAGAACCCGGUAAAGUUAUAGUAACUACUCGGAAUGAAUCGACAGCUAAGAUCAUGCAGACGGUGCCUCCUCAUAGGUUAGACCGCUUGGGCUUUGAGGAUUGUUGGUUGAUCUUUCUGCAACAAGCCUUUGAGGGUCGAGAUCCAACUGCACUUCCGGAAUUGGUAGAAAUCGGUAAAAAGAUUGUCGUGAAGUGUAAGGGAUUGCCUUUGGCUGUCAAGGUACUUGGUGGCCUCCUUCGUUUCGAAAGUGAUGAUUGGAAAUGGACCGAUAUAUUGGAUAGUGAGUUAUGGGAAUUGGAUGAAGAGGAGGAUCAGAUCCUGCCAGCACUGAGAUUGAGCUACGAUCGCAUGCCGCCAGCUUUGAAGCAAUGCUUUAUGUACUUCUCCUUGUUUCCAAAAGACUAUGAUUUCUAUAAGAAUAAUAUGGUCAGGCUGUUGAUGUCGCAAGGACUUUUCAGAUCUGACGGAACAGAGCGAGAAGAGGACAUCGGCAGAGCAUUUCUUGACGACUUGUUACAAAGGUCGAUUCUCGAGUAUGAUCCUAACUAUGAGAGUAAAGAAUUACUGAAAAUGCAUGAUCUCGUCCACGAUCUUGCACAAUCUGUUGUAGGGGAAGAAUUCAUUAGAGUAGACUAUGGCGAGCUACGCGACCUCCCCGGAGAAGUUAGACAUUUAUCAUUGGUUUGGAGCAACUCCAUCUCUAACUUGAAUCUCCUGCCAUUAAAGAAAUUGAAAUCUCUUCGGACGUUCUUAAUUAUAAUAAGAGAUGAUAUUUUCAUGCACCCAGAAGUUCAUGUUGAUGUACUGAAUGAUCUCUUCAGGAACUUGAAAAGACUACGAGCUUUAAAUUUGAGAUGGACAAGAAUUGGAGCAUUGCCCGAGUCAAUCGGGAACUUGAAACUUCUACGCUACCUUGACAUUGGGCAUACUGAUGUUAAAAGGCUUCCAGAAUCGAUAUUUGGUCUCUACAAUCUACAGACAUUAGGUAUUAAAUAUGAUGCCUUGGCGGAGUCACCUGAAGCCAUAAAGGAGUUGGUCAACUUGCGACAUCUUCUUCUAAAGGAAGGUACACAUCCAAAGUACCUCCCAUCUGGUAUCAGACAUCUAACAAAGUUGCAGACAUUAAAAUCAAUUCAUCUUGGAAGGGAGUCUAGGCACUUUAAGAUACAAGAUCUUAAGAACUUGGCUCACCUCAAAGGAAGUCUCCUGAUUCUAAAUCUUAAGAAUGUCACCAGUGUUGAGGAUGCUGAAGAGGCAAAUUUGAAGAGCAAGAAAGAUCUCAAACUCUUGGAUUUAUCGUGGAAAUGCAGUGACAUCCUGUACUGUAAUGCAAGCCAUGGGCGAAGUUCUGGAGAGUCGUCGAACGUUCCUUCAGAAGCCACUAGUUCAUUGUUAACUGCUGAUUGGUUUGAGGAGCGGGUACUUGCGAGCCUUGAGCCACAUACUAACCUCGAAGAGUUCAUUGUAAGUUAUUACAGUGGUAUUAGAUUCCCGCGAUGGGUUGGCGAUGCUUCCUUCACUAAGUUGGUCAAAAUAAUACUAAUGAAUUGCCAGAAAUGUAUAUUGCUGCCGCCACUGGGUCAACUGCCGUCUCUGAGGUAUUUAAGUAUGUCUAAUAUUGAAAGCUUGCAACAUAUCGGGUGCGAGUUUUAUGGCAACGGUGCUACAGCCAAGGGGUUCCCAUCACUUGAGACCGCGGUAAUCUCAUGCAUGGACAAUUGGGUGGAGUGGGGAGGUGGCGGAGAUGGUGACUUUCCUCAUCUCCGAGAACUUAAUAUUGCUGAUUGCCCUAAACUGCGGAGGCUUCCGCAACAUCUUUAUUCCUCACUGACCCAAUUAGUUUUGUGCAAUUGCGAGAAACUUGAUGAACUUCCCAUGCUCCCUUCACUGACUCAUUUAACUCUGCGAGGGGACUUUGAUGAAAAGAUUCUCUCUUCCUUGUGUCUCCAUUUCCUUCAUUCUUUAGAAAUUACGGGCCUCAAGAAUCUUCCUGUUGAAUUUCGGAACCUGUACUCCCUCAAGAAAUUAUGUAUUUCUCAAUGUUACGAAUUGGAAAAAGUGGUGAGUCUUUCCGAACUCCCUUCUCUCGAGGAAUUAUUAAUAUGGAGUUCUCCCCAAGUGCAGUUCCGACUUCAUUCAUCUGAAGAUAUCAUAACCGGAAAUUGCCCUUCGCUGCAAGAGUGGUGCAGAAGACGCGAUAUCGACUUGACUUAUUCAGGGGAUGGCACGGACCGUCGAUUUGCGCCCUUUGCUACAAGAAUGGAGAAAGUCUGGCACACAUCCUUUUCACCUGCAGGUUACGCGACGACUGUGUGGGCUCAUCUUCUACAAGCUUUUCCGACCACUCAACAAUCGAUGACUACACUCCCAGGAGAUUUACCAGCUAGAUGGAUUAAGGCUAGGCUAACUGAGCUUGAUGGGCAGGAGCAUGGCCAGGAGCAUGGAAUUAUAGGAAGCCAACUUUGCCCUUCUUUUAUUUCCUUCGUUUAUUACGGGCUGGUGAAAGAAGAAGAAGAAGGAAAGAGACCACUAAUGGCUGCAGGCUUUGUAUCUUCCAUCAUCAAGUGGACGGUCGAAAAAUUUUCUUCUUUGACCCCUCCACAGAGUACUGCCGGCUGUUCAACAUCCGAACCUCAUGCUCGCGCCAUCGAAGACUUCGAGGUGCUGCAGAAGACAAUGCAGUCGAUCCAAGAUGCGGUCGACAACACAGACGAGAAGGACGUGCGGAGUUUCUCUGAAAAGCUCCGUCUGAAGGAGCUGAGCGGAGCCGCUCGCGACGCGGAAGACGUGUUCGAGGAGUAUGAGUACGAAGUGCUGCGGGCAAAAGCCGAAGCUCGGAGUCGGAGACAAGUAGGCAUCGGCCAGAAGCGCAAGCUCGAGGAGGUAUGUGAAACCAGCACUGAUGAUAUUCCUGCACUAGUUCCCGUUCCGAAUGAUUUAAUAAUUAGAAUGAAAGAAAUCAAGAAGAGGUUUGACACGAUCACGAAGGAAUGGGACGCUCUCUGUCUGAGAGAGAGCGACGGGCCGCGGCGGCGUAAUGAUCAUGCGUGGACGCCGAAGCCAACUAGCUCACUUGUGCAUGAGCCUAGUGUUCACGGCAGGGAGGAUGAUAAGGAGAAUAUAAUACAAAUGCUUCUCGAAGACGAUGAGAACAGCAGGAACUCGGUUUCGGUCUUGCCUAUAGUUGGAAUGGGGGGGAUCGGUAAGACUACUCUCGCACAGCUUGUGUAUAAUGAUCCUAGAGUGUGUCAUCGCUUCCGACAAAAGGGAUGGGUCUGCGUAUCUGAAAAUUUUGAUGUGCUGGAGUUAACAAGAAAGAUCUUCACCUCGAUCACUAAAAGAAGUUGCAGCUACGCCGAACUAAAUGAGAUUACGGAUGCUUUUAGGGAAGAAUUGAUGGGUAAGAGGUUCUUACUUGUGCUCGAUGAUGUCUGGAAUGACAACCCCGAUCUCUGGACUCCCCUGAGAGACCUGCUCUUUGCUCUAGAACCCGGGAAAGUUAUAGUAACUACCCGGAACGAGUCGACAGCUACGAUCAUGCAGACAAUGCCACUUUAUAGGUUAGACCGCUUGGGCUUUGAUGAUUGUUGGUUCAUCUUUGUACAACAAGCCUUUGAAGGUCGAGAUCCAAAUGCACUUCCGGAAUUGGUAGAAAUCGGUAAAAAGAUUGUCGUGAAGUGUAAGGGAUUGCCUUUGGCUGUCAAGGUACUUGGCGGCCUCCUUCGCUUCGAAAGUGAUGAGUGGAAAUGGAUUGAUAUUUUGGACAGCGAGUUAUGGGAAUUGGAUGAAGAGGAGGAUCAGAUCCUACCAGCGCUGAGAUUGAGCUACGAUCGCAUGCCACCAGCUUUGAAGCAGUGCUUUAUGUACUUCUCAUUGUUUCCGAAAGACUAUCAAUUCUAUAAAGAUGAUAUAAUCAGGCUGUUGAUGUCGCAAGGACUUUUCAGAUUCAAAGGAAAAGAGCUAGAAGAGGACAUUGGCAGAGGAUUUCUUGAUGACUUGUUACAAAGGUCGAUUCUCGAGUAUGAUCCUAACAAUGAGAAUAAAGAAAUACUGAAAAUGCAUGAUCUCGUGCAUGAUCUUGCACAAUCUGUAGGAGGGGAAGAAUUCGUUAGAGUAGACGAUGGCGAGCUAUGCAACCUCCCCGGAGAAGUUAGACAUUUAUCAUUGGUUUGGAGCAACUCCAUCUCUAACUUGAAUCUUCUGCCAUUAAAAAAAUUAAAAGCUCUACGGACGUUCGUAUUUAUCAUAAGGGAUGGUAUUCUCAUACACCCAGAAGUUCGUGUUGAUGUACUGAAUGAUCUCUUUCGAAACUUGAAAAGACUACGGGCUUUAGAUUUGAGAUGGACAAGAAUUGGAGCAUUGCCCGAGUCAAUCGGGAACUUGAAACUUCUGCGCUACCUUGACAUUGGACAUACUGAGGUUAAGAGGCUUCCAGAAUCGAUAUUUGGUCUCUACAAUCUACAGGCAUUAGGGAUUAAAUAUGAUGCCUUGGCGGAGUCAUCAGAAGCUAUAAAGGAGUUGGUCAACUUGCGACAUCUUCUAUUUGAUGGUAAUGAAUAUGCAAACUACCUCCCAUCAGGUAUAAGACAUCUGACAAACUUGCAGACAUUGAUGACUAUUCCUAUAGGAAGAGAUCCUAGGCACUUUAGGAUACAAAAUCUAAAGAACUUGUCCCACUUGAAAGAAGUGCGGAUUUUAAAUCUCAAAGAUAUUGAUAGUGUUGAGGAUGCUCAAGAGGCUAAUUUGAAGAGCAAGAAAGAUCUCACAAUCUUGAGAUUGUCAUGGAAAUGCAGUUACAUCCUCUACUGUAAUACAAGCCGUGGGCAAAGUUCUGGAGACCCUUCGAAGAUCCCUUCAAAAGCCACUAGAUCAUUGGUACCUGUUGAGUGGUUUGAGGAACGGAUACUUGCCAGCCUUGAGCCACAUACCAACAUCGGAGAAUUGAUGAUAUAUUAUUACGGAGGUAUUCGAUUCCCCCUGUGGUUUGGCGAUGUUUCCUUCUCCAAGUUGGUCAAAAUGACACUAAUGAAUUGCCAGAAAUGUAUAUUGCUCCCGUCGCUGGGUCAACUGCCUUCUCUGAGGUACUUAGAUAUGUCUUAUAUUGAAAGCCUGCAACAUAUUGGAUGGGAGUUUUAUGGUUGUAGUUCUGAAGUAAAGGGGUUCCGGUCACUGGAGACCUUGCUAAUCUCAUGGAUGGACAAUUGGGUGGACUGGGGUGGUGGUGAAUGUGGCGACUUUCCUCGGCUCCAGCAACUUAAUAUUGCAGAAUGCCCUAGGAUACAGAGGCUUCCGCAACAUCUUUAUUCCUCAUUGACCCGAUUAGUUUUGUGCAAUUGCGAAAAACUUGAUGAACUUCCUUUGCUCCCUUCACUGACUCAUUUAACUCUGCGAGGUAAGUUUGAUGAAAAGAUAUUCUCUUCUUUGCAUCUCCAUUUGCUUCGUUUUUUAGAAAUUACGGGCCUCAAGACUCUUCCUGUUGAAUUUCGAAAAAUGUACUCCCUCCAAAAAUUAUGUAUUUCUCAAUGUUACGAAUUGGAAACGGUGGUGAGUUUUUUCGAACUUCCUUCUCUUGAGGAAUUGUCAGUAUGGAGUUCUCCUCAAGUACUGUUUCGACUUCAUCUGUCUGAAGAUGUCAUAACCGGAAAUUGCCCUUUGCUUCAAGAGUGGUGCAGAAGACAUGACAUCGACCUGACAUAUUCAGGUUAACUUGGCAAGAAAGAAUCUUCCAAUGGUAAAGCAACAGCAUAGUCGCACUUCACUGAAUAUUGAGUAGAUUAAACAAUGCCUUGCAAUAUGUAUUGUCGGUAAGAGGAUUAAUCUGAGUUUUACGGCUGAUUUCAGUCACUUCACACUUCUGGUUUUGAUCAAAUCAGAAUGUGUAGAAGAGGAUAAACUGAAGGGGCUGAUUUUGCAAUUUGAGUGAUUGUUGUAUUGAGUGAUCAUCCUUUCUUUUUAUGUUUUUUCCUAUAUUUUCUAACUUUGUAAUCUUUUCUUCAUGGCUGCUGAACUGAACAUGAAUUGAGUUUGGUAUAAGAUAAAAUUAUAUUUUUACCGCUGA